UGCAUGAAAUAAUUGCGUUUUAAAAUAAGUCAUACAUUAUUCAAAAGGACUUUAUGCAUAUCAGGGUCCAUCAGAAUUUUAUGAAUGAAUAUGUGGGCAAGCACCACGUCUCGUCCUCUCAGGGGUUCGCCAUCGAUUCAGCGCGCGCAGCUUCACUACAGUAACAUCUGUUCCAAUCGGCAUUUUACUUGGAUAUGGAUUAAAGAAUAACAAUUCAUGUAAAACGCUCACAGAAAACUAUUUUUCUUUGCAUGUCGUUUAGAGCAGCUCCCCAAACGCGGAAUGGUACGGCCCGAUUCAUUCAUAAAAUUCAGGCGGACUAUAAAUAAGAGCUCGCGGAGCUGAGUGUCACUGACCAGGUUUAUAAACCUGGAGAGAGCGACUGCAACAUCACGAAGCGAGGGAUUCGGACCAGAAGAGCUGGAAUCCUGUCAAUAGUUGUGUCUGUUUGCGCUGGAGAAAUGUUCCUGAGCAAAGCUAAUUCUGAUCCGGAUUCCUCGUCCUCUUCUGCCGGGGACGCGCGCGCGCACAGACCGAUGGACAGCAGCAGCACACAGGGCUCGUGCGUGGAUGCUGAGUCUCCGGGCUCGUUCGUUCCGACGGUCACCGCGAUCUCCAGCACGCCAGACCUGCAGUGGAUGGUCCAGCCCACGGUCAUCACGUCUGGGUCUCCGUCUCUGGGAAGAGCCGAAAGCAACGAGCCGGCAAAGAGCAAGACCGCUGGGAGCAAGGGGAAAUGCGCUGGCAGAAAGAGCAAGAGCGAGCAGCUCUCUCCGGAGGAAGAGGAGAAGAAGAGGAUCAGGAGAGAGAGGAAUAAAAUGGCUGCAGCGAAGUGUCGCAAUAGACGGAGAGAACUCACCGACACCCUGCAGGCAGAAACAGACCAGCUAGAAGAGGACAAAGCGGCCCUCCAGACUGAGAUCGAGAACCUCCUGAAGGAAAAGGAGAGGCUUGAAUACGUUCUCGCCACUCAUAAACCUCUCUGCCAACUGCCUGAAGAGCUGGACUGCCUGUUUCCAGAGUCUCCUCAGCCACUUCCAACUCCCGAAACGGCCAGCAAACUCCCAGAGGAAAGUCCGCAAGACGCCUCCUCCCUGCAGGACUUGGAGAUCCCAACAGUGCCGUCCACCGCGAUUUCUGGGAACUCCAACAUCUUGUUGUGCUCCAGCGCCGAGGUCAGUUUGUGUGACCUCGAACCUUCUCUGGACGUCAGGGAUGAGUUCCUCUCCUCCGUCGACGAGGACCGGGUCUCGGCUCGCUCCGUCCCCGACAUUGACCUGACCGGCUCGCUGGGCAUCACAGACUGGGAAACCCUAUACAAGUCUGUGGCCAAUGACCUCGAACCUUUGAGCACCCCUGUGGUGACCUCUUCCACACCUUCUUGCAGCAACUAUCUGUCUGUGUUCACCUUCGCCUGCCCCGAGCUGGACUCCCUGGCCGAGGGACUGGACGGUUGCAAAGGUGGCGUGACCAAAGCAGAAUCUGGCGUCGAUAUCCUCAACUCUCCAACCCUUCUCGCCUUAUAAAUGCAAGUGUAGAUGAUGUAAUGUCACGAUAUUGUUCUUAAUAUCUAUUGGAUAUCGCAGUGUUAUGACGUCCAGAUGUGUGAUGUUGGUGUGAAGCCUGUGGAAGUUUGUUUCCGCCACGGAAUAAAAAAUGUAAAAGGUAAUUGCGACUUUUUAUCCCACAAUCAGGGUUGCAAGGUCUGCACAA
This is a messenger RNA of Rhinichthys klamathensis goyatoka, 1713 nucleotides long. RefSeq names its product v-fos FBJ murine osteosarcoma viral oncogene homolog Aa (gene fosaa). Gene Ontology annotation, biological process: regulation of transcription by RNA polymerase II. The transcript has 4 exons. The record is from RefSeq and is a predicted model, not a curated record. Bases 462 to 1526 code for a protein of 354 amino acids. Gene Ontology annotation, cellular component: nucleus. NCBI's taxonomy places the organism in Eukaryota, Metazoa, Chordata, Actinopteri, Cypriniformes, Leuciscidae. Gene Ontology annotation, molecular function: RNA polymerase II cis-regulatory region sequence-specific DNA binding; DNA-binding transcription factor activity, RNA polymerase II-specific.